AUGGAGCGCCAGGGGGUACGCGCGGCGGCGGGGGUGGCCAUGCCCCACGAGGAAUGCCCGGGUCAGGAGCCGCAGCCCCCGGAGGCGACCAAGGAGCGUCCGCAGGCCGAGGAGACCUGCGAGGAGGAGGCCGGGGACGGGCCGGCCAGGGGUCGGGUGUCCAGCCCUUCGCUCGCCAUAUCCGGUGCCGGCCGCCCUCUGGCCACACUGGAGGGGAAGACAGGCCUGUACUUCUCCUCGCUGGACACCACCAUCGAAGUCCUGAAGAAGCGAGCCCAGGAGCUGAUCGAAAACAUCAAUGAGAGCAGGCAAAAGGACCAUGCGCUCAUGACCAACUUCAGGGACAGCCUCAAGAUCAAGGUCUCGGACCUGACGGAGAAGCUGGAGGAGAGGAUGUACCAGAUCUACGACCACCACAACAAGGUCAUCCAGGAGAAGCUCCAGGAGUUCACCCAGAAGAUGGCCAAGAUCAGCCACUUGGAGACAGAGCUCAAGCAAGUCUGUCAGACCGUGGAGACUGUGUACAAAGACCUGUGCCUGCAGCCCGAGGUAGGAGAGCGGGGCGAGGAGAUGCGAGCAGGAGCCGGGUGCACCUGCUGCUCCGCCCGGCAAACCCCCGGGCCCUUGGUGAACAGGGCCCGUUCAGGCUGA
This is a messenger RNA of Lepus europaeus (European hare), 651 nucleotides long. RefSeq names its product synaptonemal complex central element protein 2 (gene SYCE2). NCBI's taxonomy places the organism in Eukaryota, Metazoa, Chordata, Mammalia, Lagomorpha, Leporidae. The transcript is spliced from 4 exons. Gene Ontology annotation, biological process: synaptonemal complex assembly. Gene Ontology annotation, cellular component: central element. The record is from RefSeq and is a predicted model, not a curated record. The coding region runs from base 1 to 651 and encodes 216 amino acids.